Molecule: messenger RNA, 1957 nt
Organism: Daphnia magna
Lineage: Eukaryota; Metazoa; Arthropoda; Branchiopoda; Diplostraca; Daphniidae
Exons: 8
Coding region: 230-1048 (272 amino acids)
Source: RefSeq, a predicted model, not a curated record
AUUGUGUACGCAUGCGCGCAUGGCGUGCAGUUUCCUGCGGUCCAUAUAUUUAGAAGGCUGCAAAGACGAAGAGGUUGAUCAGUACGCGGACUUCCAGCGGAUUCAUCUAAGCUGUUUUUUUUUGGUUUUCCUCUCGCGUUUGAAAAUUGUUUCGCCGAUAAAGUUCUACUGUUUUGCCAUGUCUCGGUGUUGUUUCAACUUCCCUGUACUCUAAAGACUAGUAGCGCUGAUGGCGAUGGCUCUCAUCCAGUUCUGCUGCUGUUGGAGUACGCUCCGCAGCGGCUGCUACGCUAGCGCCCUCUACACCAUGGUCUAUUUCACUGUAACGAUUACUAUGGUGACGAUAUUUGGCGUAGCCGAAGGCGAUUCAGAAGCGGCAGAAUAUGGUGAACAGCAAACAAGCACUUCUGCUAGCAAUCCGGCGGAAGAUCUUGAAACUCUGAAAAUUCUGAACAUUUGUGUCGUCACUUUGUCAGCCAUGGGAUUGGUUUCUACUUUUUUUCUUUUCUACGGUCUUGCCAAGAAUCGAUGCACGUUCCUGCUUCCAUGGAUUGUGAUUGUCUCGUGUACGACAGCUGUUGACCUGAUAUAUGCUAUUUACCUGCUCAUUCACAUGGAAUCUUUAAAUCCUAUAUCGGCGAUAAUCUUCACCAGUGAUUUUGUAUUAGUCAUCGUCAAUGUUUAUUGUAUCCUUUGCGUCAUUUCUCAGUACCAGGAACUGAAACGGAAUACAUCCGCACAGGCCCAAGCUGAGGCUUUAGCUGUAAGCGGUGACUUGUUAGAAACGAACAAUUCGAGCCAACCUCCGCUGGAAGAGAUUAAGUUGGGCGAAAUCAUCGACAACUCAGAUCCUCGAAGAUGUCGCCCUGAAUUAGAUGCCAUUUGCGGAGAGGCCCUGUGGACUGGCUGUCGUCAUCCGGACAACCAACUGCACAGGCCGGCGGAAGCAGACGUCUGGCUCGACACAGAUGAUGCCAAUGGACAACAGGCCGAUAAUUCACAGCGACGCGUGACUUUUCAAAGUGGUCGAUCAACAGUCAGUUCCUAGUCAAAAGUGGGUCGUAAACUUUCUUUUUACGAUGUCGGUGCACCGAACCUCUUUGCUAACUGGCUUGUGUGUGUGUUUGUGCGAAACACAAAAAAAAAAAAAAAAGUUUCUUUUGCAGCCAAAACUACGUCGUGCAUUUUAUGGAAGGAUCUUUCAACUUUGUGAAAUUCUUAACAACAGCCGCGCUAAAUAGCCGCGUACAUUUCCUUUCAAUACGGUGCAACGGACUUGAUGUAAAUAACGCGAUGAUAGUCGAGCAAAUUGAAAGUUGUUCAGUUGGAAGAAAACAACAAACUUUCAAGUCCCUGCCUUAGCUCUCGCAAAACUUGGAUAGUGGAGAACCAGGUUUUCUCACGACCAAUUUCCAUACCCACCAGGAUUUUCACGUUUCAAAACUGGUUAAAUGAGCUAGCACUUAAAAAACGAGCAAAACAUAAAAGCAAAAAAAAAAAUAAACAAAUAUUUGGAAAGUGUUUGCACAGAAUAAAAGAUCACCGAACAAAUCCAUAGGCAAAACAAAGAAACUUACAACUUUAAUGGAUAUCGAGACGAGAAGUUCCAGGAACCAACAAAAACAAUAGUUGCACACACACACACACACGCUAAAAUAUAUUCCCUGAAAAACUGUUCACUGUGAUUUGGAAUAUGUUUGUUUCUUUUUUAAAUGACGUUAUUUCCACGUAUUUCUUUAUUCAAGUGUGUACAAGUGAAAAGAAUAAUCAAAACUUGUUCUGCGCACGUCCCACAUGUCAAAUUGUUGGACUCGUCACGUCCUUUCUUUUUUUCGAAAUGAAAUUUAAUCUAAUUACUAGGCAGCACUUAAUUUAGUUUGCAAUAACAAGAGAAAAAAAAAACAAACAAGAUCCAUUCUACUUUGUGUCAAAACAAAAUAUACGCAGUCAAUAAUUA